This is a messenger RNA of Nilaparvata lugens (brown planthopper), 5096 nucleotides long. It is a transcript of the gene Arpc2, whose product is annotated as actin-related protein 2/3 complex subunit 2. The transcript has 7 exons. Gene Ontology annotation, molecular function: actin filament binding; structural constituent of cytoskeleton. The record is from RefSeq and is a predicted model, not a curated record. Gene Ontology annotation, biological process: Arp2/3 complex-mediated actin nucleation; actin filament polymerization. The coding region runs from base 112 to 1017 and encodes 301 amino acids. Gene Ontology annotation, cellular component: Arp2/3 protein complex; actin cytoskeleton. NCBI's taxonomy places the organism in Eukaryota, Metazoa, Arthropoda, Insecta, Hemiptera, Delphacidae.
UAGCUAUGAUGGUAAUAUCUAACAUCCGGUUUUUACACCCAGUGAAGAACGGUAGUGUAGAUUUAUGUUGUAUUCAUGAUUUUAUAAAAUUAGUGUAAUAUUCUUGUAAUAAUGAUCUUACUCGAGAUCAAUAACAGGAUAAUAGAAGAAACGUUAACUGUUAAGUUCAAAAAUGCUAUUGCUGGGCUCAAACCAGAUUCUAUAGACAUUGUAAUAGCGGACUUUGAUGGUGUAUUAUUCCAUCUAUCGAAUGUUGGAGGCGAUAAAACAAAGAUCAGAGUUAGUGUCUCUUUGAAGUUCUUUAAGGAGUUACAAGAACAUGGCGCCGAUGAAUUGCUCAAGAAGGUUUAUGGACCUUACAUGACUGAACCUGAAAAUGGUUACAAUGUCUCAUUAUUGUUAAGCUUAGAUAAUAUACCCUCCGAUUGGGAGGAUUUAGUGAAGAAAAUUGGACUUUUGAAAAGGAAUUGUUUUGCUUCAGUUUUUGAGAAGUAUUUCGAUUUUCAAGAACGAGGGGAAGAAGGCCAUAAAAGAGCAGUAAUCAAUUAUAGGAACGAUGAGACUAUGUAUGUAGAAGCAAAAGCAGAUCGAGUGACGGUAGUUUUCAGCACAAUUUUUAAAUGUGAAGAUGACGUAAUCAUAGGCAAAGUGUUCAUGCAAGAGUUCAAAGAAGGCCGAAGGGCGAGCCACACUGCCCCGCAAGUUCUGUUCAGUCAUCGAGAACCUCCGCUAGAACUCCAAAACACGGACGCCAGGGUUGGCGAAAAUAUAGGCUAUAUUACCUUUGUUUUAUUUCCGCGACACACAAAUCGAACGGCGCGCGAUAACACAAUCGAUCUGAUACACAUGUUCAGAGACUAUCUACACUAUCACAUCAAAUGCUCCAAGGCCUACAUCCAUUCACGAAUGCGAGCUAAGACGUCUGACUUUCUGAAAGUUCUCAACAGGGCGAGACCUGAACCGAAAAAUGUUGAAAAAAAGACUAUAACUGGGCGAACAUUCGUGAGAAAAGAAUGAUUCCAUGUCCGGUGUGGCUAACUUUUGUUGAGAUUGAUAGACUUUUUAAAGUUGUUUGGCACGAAAGUGUUGGAGAAAGAAUUGGAAGAGUGAGAGCGCAGUGCAAUGUGUGCCACACCCUACAAGGCAAACGCAAAGGCAAAGGCUUCAGAGAGGAUAAGUGCAUUUCACCUGUGUGUUUACUCUGUGACAGCCACACCCAUUUUAAAGUACCAAUUAUUGAGAUAUGCUUUAAGAGCGUCUUUGCUCGUCUACUAUCGUUUUUAUUUGGACAUUUUCUCGUCAAAUAAACAAUUGCUAUUAUACUUUUAAUUAGCAUUACCAGUUAUCGCCGUGUUACAUUCCAUAAGGAAAUUUUAUUUUGAAUAUUUCAAUCAUAUUCUUAUUUCAGUAUUGUAGAAUAUCAAUCUAUUUAUUGCUGAGUAGUAUUUGUCUCAAACUUAUAAUUCUUUAUCAAUAUUUAACUUACUCUAAAUUCUAUAGAUUAUAUUAUUUUAUUCAUAUCUAUUGCUGGAAUGGUUUAUCUCUUGAACAAAGUUGCCGGGCUAGACUAUUCGAUUCCAGGUGCAAGUAUUCUUACUGGAGUGGCUUUGAUUAAUAUGUAUCUAAGACAACUUCCAUAGAGUUUGUUGUAAAACAAGUUUGUAAAUAUAGUGUUAAGUGAAUAAUGAACAAACAUUGAAGACACUUAUUGGCUGCCACAUUCAUGUAGAAACAAUUGUUAUAAACUUAUAGAAAUGUGAAUAUGUAAUUAUCUUCCUGUGAUUUAUUACAUAAAAGAUUUUAUUUAUGAAGUAAUAGUGACGCUGGGUUUUUGUCAUAUAUCCAGUACAGACUGACAGUGUAGUCUUGUCAGAUAGACAGUGACGAUUAUUGUUGGUGUGUUAGUUGAACAGGAGAACCUUUUGAUGGGUGAGUGUUAGAAUGGUGUCAGUGCUAAAGUUUUUAUUUAUAAAUAAAUAAUUAAGUGAAGAGCUACUAGUCACUUCAGAACGAAACAACUGAAGUCAGCUUUCCUGUUGAAAUGUUUCAUCUUAGCCACAAUAGUAUUGGUGUUAUAAUCACUUCUCAAAUAAAAAUAAAACUUGAAAUUAAAUUUUCAAUCUCUUGUAUAGGUACUUUUGAGCCUUCGUGGUGAUCAAAAUUCACGAUUGUACCAAUCCAAUAACCAUAUAAAAUGUUAAGAUUUAGUUUAAAAAUUAGAUGCACAAAGUCUUGGUUGUAAAUGGUUCUGCUUGCAAAUUCGCUCUAAUCUCUAAUUAUUGAUGAUGACUUUCCUUGUAAAUAUGUAUUAAUAACACCAGUAAGCAUAAAAGAGCCAUCCACAGUGCUAGAAUGUUACAUUAAAAUCUGUUAUUGUGUGCUAAGUUUGAUUAUUUCUACUAACAGAAUGGACUAUGGAGAGAUUUUUUAGGAUACCAACAGAGUAAUUUAUUACUUCUAUUGUAAAUUAGAGUAUUUAAUAUUAAAUUUGUUAUAGCAAUAAUUAUAUGUUCCGUAUUUGUUGAUAUAAUAUUAUAGUUGGGUUAAACAACUGUGGUAGAAAGUAAUUAACUGAUCAAUUCGCAAAUCUGAAGCUCAAUCUUUUCAAUGCUUGAUAAUGGAAUACCAACAUAUAUUUAGCACGUCUGCUAUAUGUUUCUCCUGAAUUAUGAAUAUAUCGGGAAAAGGAUCUUUAGGUAAAAUAAGUAGUGGAAAAGAGCGGUAAAGUGUUUCAAAUAUCAUUACUUUCUUAUCUCUCAUCGACCUUAGGUAAUUCCUCUAAAUGGAAAUCAAUUACUUGAUCUCAACUAAUUUAUAUCAUCUACAGGUUGGGAAAUGUUUACUAUUUCUGCCUCUCAUUGGUCAUUUAAUUCAUUCUCAAAUACUUCCCUUGGAUAUUAUCGUUGAUGUCAUUGAUUGAAACAUAAAUUAUAAUCUUGAAAAUAUAUAUCAUAUUCCAGCUAUUUUAUAUAUAGCGAAUUUCGAUGUUUUAUUUUUAAUACAACGUUGCUGGUUUGGUAAUUGGUAAAUUAUUCGAAAGUUCUCGUGCUCCUCUAGUCAUAAUUUUUGUUCACUGGCUACAUAAAUAGAAAAAUACUUCCAGAUCACUUCUUGCUAUCACUAUACAUUUCAAUUGAAAUGAAAUACUUUCUAGGAGAAAACUAAGCUUGAAUCUUGGAUGCUAUUUCAGUGAUAGAUUCAAUUCAUGUCUAUUCUUGAGAAUUUCUCUGCAUUCAUUUCAUCAUGCUCAUAUUAUUAUUCUGUAACCAUACUUUCAUUUGACACGCUAGCAUGCUUCAUAUAAGGAUUUACUAUAUUUUCGUUUUCUUGACCUUAGUACUGCGUCGAAGUGGACAAUUAGCUACUAACCUAGUCAUAGGUCAUCGGCUACGUUUUCUUACAAUUCUUUCUAAAUAUAAGUUUGCUGGAGAAUUUAUCAAAUCCAAAUGUACAUUAGAUGUUCUUUCUUAAUGAUUUGCUUACAGUGAAUCCUAGUUACUUACGGAACCGUGGAAGACUUGAAUUACAAUUUUUAUGACAUACUAAUCUUAAAUAAUAAAAAGGGUAUGAACAAAGAUUCUUAUUAUUAGGAAUUUCCAACUGAACGAGUUUUAAUCAGUUAUUUUUCUUGUGAGUGACUCGUGAUACUCUGAAGAAUAAUUAACAGAGAAUCACUAAACUUCUAUAAAUACUAUUUAGGUUGAGUGUGGACAACUACAUUGAUAUUAAUUCAUCGCUAAAAUUUAAUUUUAGUCUCUUGCUCCUUGCUUUUCAACGCUUAAUUUCUUGUUGAAUUCUAUUCCAAUUGCCUUAUGACUAUUGAAUCCACAAUUGACCUUAUAUCACUCAGCCUGAUUUGUGAUUAUUAUUUUCAAUAACUUACAUUUAUUACAGAAAAUAAUGUACAUAUUCCAACUCCUAACUAAUAACUGUCCAUUAGUAACUUGAAACUACAUGAAAACUCUUCACUUGAAAACUGAAUUAACAUUUACUUGAAAUACAAAAAGGCAUUAUAAUGAAAACUUACUUUAUACAACUUCAGAAUGUUACAAAAAUUAUAUUCUACUCAAAAAAGACGUUCCCAGAGUACCGGGGAAAUACUAACUCUCAAUAGAUUAUGAGAAGUAGCUCUGGUUUUUAGAUCUUGACGGCUAUCUUGGCAUUUAACGUUAAUAAAAUGAAAUAAAAAAGAACUUGAAAUUAAGCUUACUAGAGAUACUGAUCUUUUGAAACCUAGGGUUUUCAACAUCUUAAAAUUUCAUAUUCGAACAUAAUUCUUCAACGUUUAAAAAAUAGAAAUUCAAUUGAACAAAGCAAUUUUUAAGCUACCCGCAAGUACCUUUGUCCCCAUAGUAUUCUUUGUCCCAGUACCGAAUAUAUUUUAUGAAUUUUUUGAAAAGUCCAUAGAAUCAAACAAAAAAUACUUUCCUCUGGUUGAGUUAACGUAAUUAUACAUAAAUAGUUUUAAAUGCGCUUUUUUCUUAGUCUAUUCGUGAUCAACUCUUUCUUUAAUAUAUUUUUAUACAAAAACGUUUUAUUGGAUGAAGUUUAAUAUUGGUUUCUAAAUUGUACAAAAAAUCCUUAUAAUUAAAUGUCAUUAAAGUUCAACUAUAGUCUAUAUCCAAGUGCAAUGCUAAUAAGGGGUUUCCUUAUCCUUCAAUUUACCAAAUAUCAUUGCUUCAUCUCUAUGGUUGUUUUGUUGAGCAUUGUGGUGACUUCAGAUUUAAUAUAUAAAGUACACUAAUGAAUUUGAGUUGAAAAAAGUUUGGAAGAGCUCCUUUCUAAACUCUUAUUUUUAUAAGCUUGUUGAAAAUUGUUAUUUUUGUUAUCAGUUGUAUAAUGUUUUAUUUUCUUUGUAUAGGAGAACUGGUUUAUACAAUUGAUUGAUUCAUGUUAACUUCCAUCAUGUACAAAACAAUGUAGAUCAAGCCACAGUUCAUUUAAUUAUUAUAAUGAGUUGUCUUGUAAUACUAAUUAUUUAAAUGAAACUAAUGAAAAUAUACAUUAUAUAUUAUAUUUCAACAGCAUUUACUUUAUUAUAAUUGUGUUUACUUGUAUUUUUUUUAUUCAAUAUAAUGAGGAUUUAGUCUUCCUGA